AUGUGGACCGACGGCGCCUCUUUUUUUGAAAACCUCUGCACCGACAUGGCACGGUCCACACGUCUUUGUCUCCUUCCCCUGCAGCUGGGUCACGUGCGAAAACUUUGUGGGAAUCCUUUUUCUUGACGGAAUCAGAAAAGUUAUCUGAAAUUUCGAACGUGAUAGUUAAUUACAUCUUUUUGGAUAUAUUUCACGCUCUCGAAUUUUCUUUAUCUUGCAGACUUGCUAGAUUUUUUUUUCUGAUUUUUAUUUACCUAUAUUUUGCUUCAAAUUUCAUCAGAUUCCCUUUAAAGAUAUAAUAUUUUAUACAGUUGCUCUGCAGUGGAGGGAAAUUCAGUUUUCGAAGAACCGCGUCCGAUAUUUAUUAACUUUGGAUUAAAAAAUUCAAAGUUUCAGAGCUAGAAUACUGAGCUGAGCUGGUCCCUCUGUUCUCCUCUCUUUGUUCACUAUGGGUUGUGAUUUGAUUCACAACAAAAAACUUAUUUUUGAAACUAAAAAAAUACGGCGAUGUGCUUAUAUAAGUGAAGUAUCCUUUACAACAGUAGCUCGUGAAAUUAGUUUUAUUUCUAUGAUUAUAUUCUCAAUAAUCCUUCGAAUCCAUCAUUUUAAACGUCAAAUUCGGCGCGAAAAUUUUAGGCCCUGCAAAAGAAAGGCACUCUGGCGGCUAGAGUGUGCCACGUAGGAUACUCCGCCUUCGUCGUCUUCGAAACCCCGCCCCGUUUCACAGAGUACAACGAGCCCUCCGGAUACACUCGUUUGUACGUAUUUUCGCCUCGUCUCUUCUUCUGA
This is a messenger RNA of Caenorhabditis auriculariae, 789 nucleotides long. The record is from the annotation of a GenBank genome assembly. NCBI's taxonomy places the organism in Eukaryota, Metazoa, Nematoda, Chromadorea, Rhabditida, Rhabditidae.